This is a messenger RNA of Xenia sp. Carnegie-2017, 2136 nucleotides long. RefSeq names its product nephrocystin-3-like. The record is from RefSeq and is a predicted model, not a curated record. NCBI's taxonomy places the organism in Eukaryota, Metazoa, Cnidaria, Anthozoa, Malacalcyonacea, Xeniidae. The coding region runs from base 99 to 1910 and encodes 603 amino acids. Gene Ontology annotation, biological process: signal transduction. The transcript has 4 exons. Gene Ontology annotation, molecular function: protein binding.
UACACGGAAUUAAAGGAUGCGUAUGAUGUUUUUAUGAGAUGAAUUCAAGAAAGUUAUAAGUCAUUAUCAGUUCAAGCGGUGGAAAUGUCAGAAAGAUAAUGAAUUUCAUAUUCAAUUAUUUUAAAUUCAAGAAAAAAUCACAACAGCAAAAUGAAGCUAAGACAUCAAACAAACAUGGCAUGGAGUAUUACAAAAUCGGAAAAUACGAAAAAGCUAAGAAAUGUUUUAAGAAAUGUCUCGAAAUUCAAAAAACUUUACUGGGUGAUGAACAUGUUGAUGUAGCUACAACGUUUAACAAUCUUGGUAAUGUCUAUUAUGAGAGCAACAAUUUUAACAAAGCCAAAGAGUGUUAUGAAAAAGCGUUGGAAAUUCGAAAAAAAUCACUUGGUCCUGAUCAUGUUGAUGUAGCUACGACUUUAAACAAUCUUGGUAAUGUGCAUUAUGUGAUCAACAAAUAUGCUAAAGCCAAUGAGUGUUAUGAAAAAGCGCUGGAAAUUCGACAAAAAUCACUAGGUCCUGAACAUAUUGACGUGGCUACGACUUUAAACAUUCUUGGUAAUGUGCAUUAUGAUACCAGCAAAUAUGCCAAAGCCAAAGAAUGUUAUGAAAAAGCGUUGGAAAUUAAAAGAAAAUCAUUAGGUCCUCAACAUGUUGAUGUAGCUACGACUUUAAACAACCUUGGUAAUAUGUAUAGUUGUACUACAGAUUAUGACAAAGCAAGAGAAUUUCAUGAAAAAGCCUUGGAAAUUCGACAAAAAUCUUUUGGUCCUGAACAUUUUUAUGUAGCUUGGACUUUAAGCGAUCUUGGUAAUAUGUAUUAUGAGACCACAAAAUAUGCCAAAGCCAAAGAGUGUUAUGAAAAAGUGUUGGAAAUUUGUCAAAAAUCACCUGGUCCUAAACAUGUUGAUGUAGCCAUGAUUUUAAACGAUCUUGGCAAUGUGUAUCGUCGUACUAAAGAAUAUGACAAGUCCAAAGAGUGUUAUGAAAAAGCGUUGGAAAUUCGUCAAAAAUCACUUGGUCCUAAACAUGUUGACGUAGCUUCGACUUUACACGAUCUUGGUAAUGUGUAUUAUAAGACCAACCAUUUUGCCAAAGCCAAAGAGUGUUAUGAAAAAGCGAUUGAAAUUGGACAAAAAUCACUGGGUCCUGAACAUAUUGACGGAGCUAUGACUUUAGAAAAUCUUGGUGAAGUGUACUAUGAGACCAAAAAAUAUGCCAAAGCCAAAGUGUGUUAUGAAAAAGCGUUGGAAAUUCGAAAAAAAUCACUUGGUCCUGAACAUGUUGAUGUAGCUAUGAGUUUAAACGAUCUUGGCAAUGUGUAUCGUCGUACUAAAGAAUUUGACAAAGCCAAAGAAUGUUAUGAAAAAGCGUUGGAAAUUCGACAAAAAUCACUUGGUCCAGAACAUGUUGAUGUAGCUACGACUUUAAACGAUCUUAGCAAUGUGUACUAUUUUAUUAAAGAAUAUGAGAAAGCAAAAGAAUUUUAUGAAAAAGCGCAGGCAAUUAAAUAUAAAUCCGUUGCUUUGGAUCAUGUUGUUGCUACUGAUUCUUUGAGCAGUUUUGAAAUAAAGUCUGAUGAUGCUGCUGAUGGUAAAGAGCCUUCAAAUUUACACGUUCACACGGAGAAAAAAGAAGAAAUUAACAAAAUUCUGCUAAAGUUUGCCGAAGAAAUUCCUGAUAAAUGGAAGAAUUUGGCAAUAUUUCUGACUGUUGGAGAUGCGAUAAUAAAAGAAAUUGAACUAAAUCAUCGUGACGUGAGCUGGCAAGGGUUUGAAAUGCUAAAGUUUUGGUUUGAAUCACGAGAAAAUAAGCAGUUGUGGUACGAAGAACUUGCCGCUGCUCUUCGCAUGAUCGAGAAAAAUCAUUUGGCUGACGACGUUCUUCAUAAAGGUGCAAAUGUUGCUAAUUAAUUUUAAACUGAAAUUCAAAGGUCAUUUGUCAAUUUUUUAUAAUCGCCAUUUUCAUGUAAAACUCAGAAGCCAACAUUGGAUUCGUUAUAUUGAUUUACGGUUUAAUAAUAUACAUGAAAAAAUUCUCAGUUCUCAUUGGCUAAUUAAAAGCAGUGCAAUUUAUUGUAAAUACCAGUGGGGAAAAAUAAGAAACACGGUGCAUAAAAAAGGAAAUAAAAUGCAAUUU